This is a messenger RNA of Laccaria bicolor S238N-H82, 882 nucleotides long. RefSeq lists its product as uncharacterized. The record is from RefSeq and is a predicted model, not a curated record. The transcript has 5 exons. Bases 1 to 882 code for a protein of 293 amino acids. Gene Ontology annotation, cellular component: Golgi membrane. Gene Ontology annotation, biological process: mitotic spindle elongation; vesicle-mediated transport. Lineage: Eukaryota; Fungi; Basidiomycota; Agaricomycetes; Agaricales; Hydnangiaceae.
AUGAUUCUCUCUAUUAGCACUCUCAUCAUUCGAAAGCUCAAGUCUCUCAACCUUGCUACAAAGCUCUUUCUAUGUCUUCUAGUUGUGUUCUAUCUAUCACUGGGUGUCUUGGUCAUUAUUAUCUCGCCAGCUCGUAUUGCACAAUACCUCUAUGACCAGGCUCACAUUCUCGCUGAAGCUCCCUUUGGCUCCCUAGCUCUCGCUCUUGCCAUUGGUCUGUAUACGUACCUACGUCUUAUAACUGCAACUCACAUCCAUUCAAUAGUGUGCAUAUCCUUUCCUCCUCUCAUUGGUCAUACCACCCUCGUAACAUUGUGCGGUUUCGCCUACGGCCUCAAUGGUAUCUACAUCGCCGCAGGUGUCUCUAUAGUCGGCUCUGCUCUUGUCUUUGUUGUCCUCCGAUUCCUAUUCAGUGCUCGACUACGCGCAUGGUCAGGUCACAAUCAAAAGUGGCAGGCUUUGGAGUCCGUUGUCAGAGCAAAAGGUCUACCCCUCGUCGUCCUCAUCCGCAUAUCUCCCUUUCCUCCUUGGGUCUACUCCAACUCUUUGUUUGCAUCCAUUGAAGCCGUCAAACUUUGGCAGUUUGUAAUCGCUACGUUCUGCAUCAUUCCAAAGCUCCUCCUUCAUACCUUUAUUGGUUCAAAGAUUGCUCAACUUUCGGACGGCGACCAACGAGGUCGCAUGGACACACAUACAAAAGUCAUCAAUGGCCUCCUUGUUGGCGGCGGCAUCCUAAUUGCCAUCUUCACUAGCUGGCUGGUAUACAACCUAGUGCAGAAUCAUAUUCGACAUUUAGAAGGCAUUUCACCCGACGUAGACGAACUGGCCGCGGAAGCCAUUGAAGAUUUCGACGAGGAGGAUCCGUUGAUCUCCCAUGCUUAG